Molecule: messenger RNA, 2124 nt
Organism: Trichobilharzia regenti
Lineage: Eukaryota; Metazoa; Platyhelminthes; Trematoda; Strigeidida; Schistosomatidae
Source: the annotation of a GenBank genome assembly
AUGGAAGUGGAAAUUCUACCACCUGCUUGCUGUCCCUGUACUGAUGGAGAUGUCAUGAAUGGUUCACGUCCAUAUACUGAUCAAACUGUCAAUAAUUUAAUGGCUGAAGGAAAUACGCUUUCAUCUGAUGAACAAAUAAACCAACAAACUGAAGGCGAUAACAGUCCAUCGAAUGGUUCUUUUGUCGAGAGUAGUGAUAUUCUAACGGAAACUCUCAAUAAUCUUGAGAAAUUAAAUGAAGAUUUGAAAAAUUCGCCUACCAAUCCAUUUUCAGUUGACUUAACCAGUCUCCCAUAUCCACCUGGUUAUUCUAUAAUAAAAAGGAACGGCUCACAGAUAGAUCACGCAAAUCCGUAUAAAGCAUUAAAAGAAAUCGAGGAAGAAAGUUCAAAAGAACCAAGGAUGACAAAAAAGUUUUUGAAGCAACAUUGUGCAAAGCAUAAAUUGUAUCAAACACCACAACUGAAUGAUAUCCUGUAUCUUCAUUAUAAUGGUUUUUCAAAAAUUGAAAAUCUUGAAGAAUACACCGGUUUAAGAUGUUUAUUCUUAGAAGUUAAUGGGAUAUUAAAAAUUGAUGGUUUACAAAAUCAAACUGAACUACGUUCAUUGUAUUUAUCCAAAAAUUUAAUACGUCAGAUUGAAAAUUUAGAUCACAUGCGAUUUUUGGAUACAUUAGAUGUAAGCCAUAAUAUGAUAAGUAAAAUUGAAAAUCUUGAUAUGCUUCCAAAUUUCACAAAGUUGAUAAUUUCACAUAAUAAAUUAUCUGAGAUAGAAGAUUUGGUACACUUGACUAAGUGUGAACAUCUCUCUGUUUUGGACAUACAACAGAAUUAUAUUAAGAAUCCAAAUGUUGUUGAAGAAGUAUUUGCUAAAAUGCCAAGUCUAAAAGUUUUAUACAAUCAAGGAAAUGCAUUUAUUCGAGAAGUUAAAAAUUAUAGAAAAAAUAUCAUUAAUCAGUGUAAAAAUCUCACAUAUUUAGACGAUCGUCCUGUAUUUCCAAAGGAUAGGGCAUGCGCAGAAGCCUUCUAUGCAGAAGGAAUUGAAAAAGAACGCGAAGUUCGACAACAGUGGAUUGAAGCUGAGCAAAGAAAGAUUUUGGAAAGUGUUAAAUGGUUAUCUGAAACACGUAAACGCAUUGAAGCAAGACGUCGGGAAGCUGAAUUGCGCAGACAAGCUGAAGAAGCUGGAUUACCAAGUGAUAAUAUACACGUUUCACCAGGAGAUAUUGACUGGCUAUACGGAGAUGUCACUAAUAUACCAGAUGAAGAUAAUAAUUCAGACAAUAAUAUUUCAAACGAUGGGAUUUUUGACAAUUCUGCACCACCUCCAUCUUGUGCAGGUGAUGGAGAAGCAUGUCCUAGAUUACGUCCAAGAAACGGUCCUAUGAUGGCAGCACAGGUUUAUGAAGAAAUUUGUACGGAAAUGGAAAACAUGACAGCAGAGAUGGAGAUGAAACUACCUAGUUGCACUCAGUCUGAUAAUCAGAGAGUUGUGGAUAAUGAAGGAGCUGACACUCACGUUAAAAAUAUUAAUGAUCAAACUGGAAGCCAUUCAAUGAGCAAUGAAGCUAUAAGUAAAUCAUUUUCUGACAAACAAGAGACAGUUCAAUCAUUUUCGAACAAUGAAGAAAUUUCUGUUUUAAGAAUUGGAAAGAAUUCUGAUUCUGUUUUUAGUCAACCAAAUAAAAAUGAUACGCAUAGAAAUGAUCUACCAUCAGUGUUAAAUAUCAUAGGCAACAGCAACAACGAGGAAGACGAAGAAGACAAAGCAUCUGAAAGUGAUUUCACAGAUGAUAUUGAAAGAGAUGCAGUAUUGUUUAGUUCCAAUGGUUUCAAGGCUCCAAAAAAUCUUAUCAUGGAAGUCUUAUCGGAUGGUCAGCUUGAGGAAGAUAUUAUUUUAUCUGAAGAAACAAUCCGGGAGGAUUCGUCACGUAUUCCAAAGUCUGCAUUUAUUGAAGAUUCAUACAAUGAAGAAUGUAAUCUAUUUAACAAGUCAAAUAUACAGGUAUCCGAUGUUUCUUCAAAGGAAAAUAAUAACAAGAAUGAAAAUAUCAUUAUGAUAGACAAUAAUAAUGAAGAUAGUGAUGAAGCUGACACUGAAAGAAUUGAAGAUGAAAAAACUUAA